GGAAGCAAGCUACCAAGCUAUCGCUUCUCCAUUCCUACCACCGAUCACCGCAAAAUCAACGUCUCUGUCGCUCGACACCAAGCACCCACCACAAUCACCAUGGCAGAAAUCGCAGCAGGCGCUGUCGUAGCUGAGCAGGUCGUUUCCACUGGCAUCGAGGCUGGAGCGGCCGUCGCUGUGGCACGCCCAACCCAGCCUCUGAAGGUGUCACUAUCCCAGGUCGCCACCACCCAGUCCCCCGCUUUCGACACGUCCGCUCUUGCACGUUCCCACCAUUCAGUCACCGUCGUCAACCACAAGGCAUGCAUCUUCGGCGGCGAGACAGCAGAGGGCGAGCUAGCUUCUACUGACUUCCAUGUCCUCUCCUUGCCGGCCAUGACCAAGGGUGAGCCAGUUGCAGCCUAUGCUUGCUAUCCGGCAUUCGCAAUGCAGGAUGCAGAGACCGGCAAGACCUACGUCCCUUCCCCGCGUUCAAGACAUGCGGCGGCAGCCCGCGGCCAGUUCGUGAUCGUCAAUGGCGGUGCUGAUGCCAGUGGAAAGCCCAUCGACGAGACGUGUCUCUGGCUAUGGGACUCUGAGAGUUUGAAGUGGACCAAGAUCCAAGGAGCAAGCCAGAUUGGCAAGACCAUCACCCCGAGAUUCGACCACCACAUCUUUGUCGAGCAGACCCAGGACUUCCUGGUUCUUCACGGAGGACGGACUGCACCAGGACAGGAAGCAUCUACCGAGACGUGGAUGUACAACUUUGACACUCUCGCCUGGACAGCGUUGCCGCCUUCUCCUCAGCCUCCUCUCGCGGCCACGUUCGUGGAUAAUGUUCUUUAUACCAUCGGGGCUGACUCAUCAUUAGAGUUACCGUUUACGAAUACGAUAAGGGUUAACGAAGAUUUCCAACGUUAG
Colletotrichum abscissum is the source of this 900-nucleotide messenger RNA. Its product is annotated as kelch domain-containing protein. Gene Ontology annotation, molecular function: protein binding. The record is from RefSeq and is a predicted model, not a curated record. NCBI's taxonomy places the organism in Eukaryota, Fungi, Ascomycota, Sordariomycetes, Glomerellales, Glomerellaceae. The annotation marks the transcript as partial. The transcript is spliced from 2 exons.